This is a messenger RNA of Dicentrarchus labrax (European seabass), 3344 nucleotides long. RefSeq names its product A kinase (PRKA) anchor protein 10 (gene akap10). Bases 208 to 2058 code for a protein of 616 amino acids. Lineage: Eukaryota; Metazoa; Chordata; Actinopteri; Moronidae. The record is from RefSeq and is a predicted model, not a curated record. The transcript has 15 exons. Gene Ontology annotation, cellular component: plasma membrane. Gene Ontology annotation, biological process: intracellular protein localization. Gene Ontology annotation, molecular function: protein kinase A binding.
GGAAGUAAGACGUUUAUUGACAAUAUGGCCGCGGAGCUGGGUUUGGAUUUGGAGAAAACUGUAAUUUGACAGCACUCGCCGGGGCUGCGAUUACACCUGAUUUCCCCCUCAGGAGUGUACGGAACAUAUGCAUUUGAAUGAAGGGACCCGCGAGUCCACGGGACGGUGUCAGUGAGCUGAGGAAACGUCCAGAGUUUGAAACCCGUCAUGUCGUUUUUCAAGAGGAAAGCCAAAAGCAAAGAACCUGAGAGAGUGACAGAUGCUAAAGUCAGUAGAGCUCCAACCAGCCCUCACUCUCCAGCAUUAGGACUGAGGAACCACCAUGCCAUCCAGGAAGCUGCCGGGCCCAGCCAUGUGGCCAUCAACGCCAUCUCUGCCAACAUGGACUCCUUUGCCCGCGGUCGUACCGCCAUCCUCAAGAAACAGCCAAGUCACAUGGAGGCUGCGCACUUUGGAGAUCUCGGUCAUUCCAGUGUGAACUAUCAGCCCCAAGAGACUCGCUCUCGGCUUUCGAAGACAGUGGACCAUGUCCUGCGGGAUAACGUGGCGAUACCCCACUAUAUGCAUUUCAUGGAACUACGGGGUGCUGACCAUCUAGUUCGGUUCUGGUUGGAGGCUGAGAGUUUCCGCUCUACCAGCUGGUCACGGGUCCGAGCGCACAGCCUAAACUCUGUUAAACACAGCUCGUUGGCCGAGCCCGUCCCUGCCUCCGCAGACAGCUCCGAGCUCCGGGAGCUCGCCCAGUACACGGCCAAUGCCCUCGCCCAGGACAGUAGCAGUGAGGGCCCUACAGCGCUGUCGGAGCAGCGGGACUCCUCCAGCACAGAAGCAGGCCUGAGACCGGGCACUCCUCGAGCAGAAACCCCAAACAGGCAGGCACCCUCCAGGACAGGGACUCCCUACAAGGUGCUGUCGAACAGCACCCUGCGAGACCUCUCGGACAAACUCAUGAAAAGUAUAGAGAAAGAUGCUGUUACCAUCUUCACCAAGUACAUCUCUCCAGACGCUGUGAGACCCAUCCCCAUCACAGAACAAAUCAGAAACGACAUAGUUGCUAAGAUAUGUGGAGAGGAUGGCAUGGUGGACCCAAACUGCUUUGUCAUUGCACAGUCGGUGGUCGUCACAAUCUUGGACCAACAGCACUUUAGCGAAUUCCUGCGGAGCCAUCAUUUCUGUAAAUACCAGAUUGAAGUGUUGACUAGUGGCUCCGUGUUCCUGGCUGACAUCUUGUUCUGUGAGUCAGCUCUCUUCUACUUCUCUGAGUACAUGGAAAAGGAGGAGGCGAUGAAUGUACUGCAGUUCUGGCUGGCGGCAGACAACUUCCAGAACCAGCUUGCAGCUAAAAAGGGCCAGUAUGACGGCCAGGAGGCUCAAAAUGAUGCCAUGAUCCUCUACGACAAGUAUUUCUCACUCCAGGCCACUAACCCUCUGGGCUUUGGUGACUCUGUGCGGAUGGAGAUAGAGUCGAAUAUCUGCCGAGAGGGAGGGCCACUCCCCGACUGUUUCACCACUCCACUCAGACAGGCCUGGACGACCAUGGAGAAGGUCUACAUGCCAGGCUUCCUGUCUAGCAACCUUUACUACAAAUACCUGAGUGACCUCAUCAACUCGGUGCGGGCAGAUGAGUUUGUGAAUGUCAGCACUCCGGGUCAGGGCGGGCUCGCGGACAACGAUCGUACAAGUUCAAAUGCCAGCGAGGUCUCCCAGUCUCAGCAUGGUGCCAGAAAGGCAGCCAUCAAGAUCCUGAAAAACUUUGACGAGGCAAUCACGGUGGACGUUGCCAGCCUGGACCCUGAGUCUUUGUACCAGCGGCCGUACGCUGGAAAGAUGACGUUUGGCAAGGUGAAUGAGAUGGGCCAGUUUAUCAGGGAGGCAGAGCCAGAGCCGGACGUGAAGAAAUCCAAAGGUUCCAUGUUUUCUCAAGCCAUGAAGAAAUGGGUCCAAGGCAACUCAGAUGAGGCCCAGGAGGAGAUGGCAUGGCAGAUUGCCAAGAUGAUUGUCAACGACGUCGUCCACCAGUCAAACCAUGACAGCCCUGGCAAGGCCACCAAGUUAUGACCCCACUGAGGAACCAAAGGACUGUCACUCCCUGCAGACGCUGGCCAAGCCAGUGACAAACUGUACACAGGGUUCACCCUACAAUGAACUGCAUUACUCUGAGAACGAACAAGGCAUUUUAUCAUCUCCCCGUGUGUGUGUGUGUGUGUGUGUGUGUGUGUGUGUGUGUGUGUGUGUGUGUGUGUGUGUGUGUGUGUGUGUGUGUGUGUGUGUGUGUGUGUGUGUGUGUGUGUGUGUGUGUGUGUGUGUGUGUGUGUGUGUGUGUGUGUGUGUGUGUGUGUGUGUGUGUGUGUGUGUGUGUGUGUGUGUGUGCUUGGGCGAGGGAUUGUUCACGCAUGGGCUAAUGGAAAAAGUUGAAGUACAUCAUUGUUCCAAUCUUCCAACUCCAUAACACUAUAAAGGUACACUUGUAGUCGCCAAAAGCAAAGCAAAGCCCAGAGCUUGCAUCAGACUGGAGGAAGACACUCCUGGUGAAGGAAACGGUCAACAUGAUGCUGGAGGAAGGAGCAACAUGUCAGUCGAUCACUGAGUCGCUGUAGCCAUACUGUCUGAAAAAUGUCUUAUCCCGGGCCUAUGGAGGAGGUGAUAAAGACUGAACUAACCGCACUCCCUCAUGAAACACCUCCCCACACCUUUUAUAACCAUUCCUUGUUUUUAGAUGAAAUUCUCUCUUAAGGGUCGGCCACUUAAGGCUUAAGCAGAUCAAAAUCAGCGUUGUACAGUUUUUGCAUACGCUUCCCUCUGCCUGCCUGGAGUAGUUUUGUCUGCUGUUCACUUUUGUGAGCUGUCCUUCGUUGGCUGUUUUACGUACUGUAGACCAUCUGGAAAUGCAACAAUGAAAAGCUGAUUCAGUUCUUGAACUGUCUGACCUCCUAUAUGAACCUCCUGGCACCUUUACAGAGCGUAGAAGAAGAAGUACUCCCCUAAUGAACUUAAGUGCUCCAGUUGUGUUGGAAAACUCCAUGUCCUAAAUGUUCUAUAUAUAUAUAUAAAUAUAUGUAGAUUUCUGGUUUACCCCAUAUAUUGUUAGUCCUUUUUUAUGGUGGUCGCUGUUUUUUUUAAAUGCAUCACUGAAACAAACGUCAGUGAUGACCGGACUGUUCAACUGGAAAGUGUGCUCAGUGAAUUAAACCUUUUUUUUUUAUUUGAGCCUUACCAAGAUGUGGAAAAGAACCAGAAAAGACUCUUGGUACUAUGUACCACUAAUGUUUUCUGACAUGUACGUGUACUUAAUCUAUAAUAUAUUUAAAUUGUGUUUGAUUGAAAUACAUAUAUUAUGAAAUGUU